GUUUGGAGCGACAGUUCGCUUUCGAGUUCCCCAUCACACAACACAAAGCAAAGCAUUAGCUCUACUGAAAAACAGAUUACGCUGUCAACCAGAAGGUACUGGAGACCAUUCGAGAAUUAAAAAUAAUCCCAAUCAAAGCCCAUCAAAUUGAAGCAGGCGACGCCUUCUGUGCCAGUGUGUGUAAAGGCAGCUAGAUUUCGAUUUCGAUAAAGAGAGAGGCCUAUUUAACAAAUCAGCCCAACUCGAGUCGCCUCAUUCUCAUUUGUGCAUUUCAAGCAAAACAAACUAAAGUGACAAACAAAUUUGUUCUGUGAUUUCGUGCUAAAGACUUCCAUUCGACGAUCAAAGAUGGUGAAAUUAAUCGCUAGCCUGCUCCUGUUGGCCGUGGUGGCCCAGGCCUAUGCAGACUUCAAGUGCUCCCUGGAGGUGCCCGAGAUUACCAAGGAUUGGGUGGACAUGAAGGACGCCUGCCUCAAGGGCAUGCGCCACCAGAUCCAGGAGGAGAUCAAUGCCUCUUACCAGUACCUGGCCAUGGGCGCCUACUUCUCUCGAGACACUGUCAACCGCCCCGGAUUCGCGGAGCACUUCUUCAAGGCCGCCAAGGAGGAGCGUGAGCACGGUUCCAAGCUGGUGGAGUAUCUAUCCAUGCGCGGUCAGUUGACCGAAGGAGUCAGCGAUCUGAUCUACGUACCGACUGUGUCGAAGCAGGAGUGGACCGAUGGCGCCAGCGCUUUGCAGGAUGCCCUCGACCUGGAGAUCAAGGUCACCCGCUCCAUCCGCAAGCUGAUCCAGACCUGCGAGGGCAAGCCCUACAACCAUUACCAUUUGGUGGACUACCUGACCGGUGUCUAUCUGGAGGAGCAGCUCCAUGGACAGCGCGAGCUGGCCGGCAAGCUUACCACCCUCAAGAAGAUGAUGGUCUCCCAGGGCGAGCUUGGCGAGUUCCUCUUCGACAAGACCUUGUAAGAAGGUUGAGAUAUUGUGGAGCAGCGCCCAGUCACGCAUCAAAAUUAUCAGCCAGUCGACUUCAUAAAGUGUUCUGUUAUCUGUUAGCCGAGAGAGCCUUCCCCGAGGGUCCGCCAGUAAAUCACCACCAAGUCAACAAAAAACUCUUUGACUGGCCAAUAAAUUAUCUGUUUGACUGCGAUCCUCAAAAUCAGCACAGCAAAAUUCCA
Messenger RNA from Drosophila elegans, 1175 nucleotides. It is a transcript of the gene Fer1HCH, whose product is annotated as ferritin subunit. Gene Ontology annotation, cellular component: cytoplasm. The record is from RefSeq and is a predicted model, not a curated record. The transcript is spliced from 3 exons. Gene Ontology annotation, biological process: iron ion transport; intracellular iron ion homeostasis. Gene Ontology annotation, molecular function: ferric iron binding; ferrous iron binding. Bases 349 to 966 code for a protein of 205 amino acids. NCBI's taxonomy places the organism in Eukaryota, Metazoa, Arthropoda, Insecta, Diptera, Drosophilidae.